CUGGAUCAAAGUGACAGCGGGCUCACGCUCGGUGAUUGGUGAGCGGGUUAGGAUCUCCAGAAUCUAUCGCUGCAGUCGUACGGUGCAGAACUAAAGUAUUAAAACUGUGUGAGGGCUUUGGCACUCGGUACCGGAUUGAUCAUCCGCAGAGCAUUCAUCGGGCAGCUGAAGCCUCCGUGGGGGAGCACGUUACACCGGGGAGAGGGCGCUUUGCGGAGGAGUCUGAAAGGUCAGAGGGAGGAGUCAAUCCAAAGGCAAGCUACUCCGUAUCCACAUGGCUGAGCCCAAUUUCCCUCCAAUUCCGGGAUUCAUUCCGCUUAAGCCAUGUUUCUAUCAAGACUUUGAGGAGAUCCCGGAGCAGCACCGCACCAUGUGCAAGAAAAUGUAUCACCUGUGGAUGUUGAAUACUGCCACGCUUGCUGUGAAUCUCAUUGCCUGCUUUGUUUGGAUGUUUGGUGGAGGUGGAGUGACCAACUUUGGACUGGCCCUAAUCUGGCUAAUCAUGUUCACUCCUUGCUCCUAUGUCUGUUGGUUCAGAUCCAUCUACAAAGCCUUCAAGAGUGACAGCUCCUUCAACUUCAUGCUGUUCUUCUUUGUGUUCAUGGCCCAAGUUGGCAUCAGCAUCAUCCAAAGCAUAGGUAUCCCAGGAUGGGGAGUAUGUGGUUGGUUGGCCACCAUUUCCUUCUUCAGCUAUAAUAUUUUUAUCGCCUUAAUCAUGCUGAUCCCGACAAUAAUGUUCACAGCUGUGGCUUCACUGUCCUUCAUUGCACUUACAAAGAUCCACAAUUUCUACCGUGGCACUGGGGCCAGCAUGUCCAAAGCUCAAGAGGAAUGGGCCACAGGAGCCUGGAAGAACCCUCAUGUCCAGGCAGCAGCCCAGCAAGCUGCCAUGGAGGCAGCUUCUGGUGCCAUGCAGGAUCAGUAUUCCACCCCACAGUAUAACGACAACCAGAUGUAGACCCAUCAAGGCGAAAGGUGUCAAAGAUGUAAUGCCAAAGACAUAGUCUGGAAGAUAGAGAUCCAUCUCCAAUCAUGGAAUCCGUUAUCAAGUACAAAAUCCACAAUUGUGAAAAACAGAAAAACUGGAGGGAAACAGUUUUUUUGCCAGGAGUGUAUUGGCUCCAUCAUUGUUAAUGAAAACAAUAAUGUAUUUAUUCCAUCUUUUCUUCUUAUUUAAUUUAUUAUUUAAUAAUGACUAUAAAUACAUUUAGGAUAUUUUUUGUGUACUAAAGUUUUAAAUUGUUAAGUUGUUCAUUUAGUUUUUUAUUGUGUUUCAAAAUCAAAGGUGGACUAAACGUUCUAUGCAAUUUUUGUAAUUAUUUGAAAUAAUUUUUGUGAUCUAACAAGUAUAUUUCUAAACUCUUCACCACUGGUUGUGAUGUGAAUCUGAAUAAUGUAGAAGUGUUGACAGUAAGUCUUUGUUGUACGAUAAUAAAACUGGAUUACCGACAGUCUUCAUUCAGUGGUGACUGAUGAGCACAAAAUCAGACACUUCAAAUUUCCUCCAGGCUCAACUUUGAAUAUGUGAAAUCUGGAUCUUUGAUGUGAAAGAUGCUCCCUGUUGUUUAUGUAACAUAGGAAAGACCAGGAAAAUCAAUUUAAGUUUGAUGGUUAUAUUGACAUUUGAAAAUUAAAAGCAAGUCGAA
Molecule: messenger RNA, 1646 nt
Organism: Menidia menidia (Atlantic silverside)
Lineage: Eukaryota; Metazoa; Chordata; Actinopteri; Atheriniformes; Atherinopsidae
Source: the annotation of a GenBank genome assembly